Molecule: messenger RNA, 2535 nt
Organism: Periconia digitata
Lineage: Eukaryota; Fungi; Ascomycota; Dothideomycetes; Pleosporales; Periconiaceae
Source: the annotation of a GenBank genome assembly
CCACCCUCUUCACGCGCCACUCGAUGGCUCACAGUUCGACUUGUUCCAACCCAUAUCCUGAUGGAAACCCGGCGAGAUCCGCGGCAGUUCCUGUUCUUCAUAAUCCUCCUUCUCCUCAUCAACUCGCCUGAAACGCAACCCCCAAGUUACAACACGCGAUCGCGGUACGACGAGGUCAUCGAGCGUGAAUGGACCCACCUCGACAUUCUGAAUCAGACAAGAUGGGGCGACUUUGGUGACUUUAGGAAAGAGGAGGAAGGGUGGUUGAACGUUACUGGCUUGAGACAAGAAGAUGGGUUUGUUUGGGAGCUUCUGGGGGGCGUCAAAGAGAACAUGCGGGAGAAGGCGAGAAGCGUCCUUGGGGAUAGACCAGAAUUGUCCUCAGAUACAAAGCAGGAGAACAAUAUGGAAAUCGUCAGAUUGUAUAAAAACAUGACCGGCUAUGUUGAGGGGGAAUGGGCACGCUUAUCAUCAUCCCAAGUGCGCCACCCGGCCGACCUCAACCUUUCAACCAUCAUACCCGACAACCCGUUUCCGUUUGCCGAGUUCGAUAGGAAUUUGACAGGUGUAGGGGGCCCCGUGAGACUACAUCUUGCUGAGCUAGAAGGGAAAGCGCGGACAGACGAGAAUCGAACUGUGAGCGAGAUCCAGGCCAAAGUUGUCAUCGGGGACCAUGAAAGCUGGGGAGACAAUUGGUGGGAGUUCUUGGUUCAUGGAGUGCACUACCCUGAACUGGGGAGCGCGGUGUUGACCACUACGAGCGACAAGUUUGCUGGCAUCUUCGCACUCCCGCAUUUCCAGCUGUCGCCACUCCUAUACUCAUCUUCCCAAGCACUCCUCAACCGUACGAUUCAUGAGACCAUAGAUCGCCAAGUAAAUCGCAUGUACCCAAUUUGGAAUCCCUGGUCAUCGAGUGUUGAGGGAACCAAUGAUGGCGUGCUGGGCGCCACACACUGCGAACUGGUUCUCUAUCUACAGCAAUACGGUGUAGGAUUUCAAGGUGAACAGAACCCAAGGUCCCCGUUGUCAAAUAUCGACAUGGAUUGGAUCGAGCAUGAACUACGAUUUCCGGACGGGGGGCGGACGCCACUACGAUCACCUCUGACCAUGUCCAUGGUCGGGUUCUCCCCCGAUUGCGGGUUUGUCAUUGAGUCGAAAGGCCCACCCGAUUAUCCGCCCUCGAAAGCUGCUCAUCUCCAAGGUCUCAAGACGGAAGAGUUCAACGACCAGGCCAGGCAUGGUGUAUUAGCAUUUGCGGUCGCCCUGGCUGUCCAAUUGACGUUUCUGAUCAGGCAGGCAAAAGAGGCCGCUACACCAUCGACAAGGAAUCGAAUCAGUUUCUACACAAUUGCUAUGAUGGCGCUCGGAGAUGGAUUUGCUUUCCUUGCCCUGGUGUUUAUGCAUCUAUUCCUGGGUACAUCCCAGCUGGCCCUCUACGCCAUAGCAUUUCUAGCACUCUUCUCCGUGAUCUUGGAGCUUCGAUUCUUGAUGGAUAUAUGGGCUGUGCAAGUCACGGAACAAAUGCGUCAAGACAGGCAACAAGCCUCGACACCAUCUCCACCGAGCCCGCGGCCUGCUACCACACCGACACCGCCAGCGCAACCGACAGCACCUUUGACAGGCGAUACGCUUCCGCUUCCCGCAACGGCCAAUCGCGACCGUCCUUCAACACCCGUCAUUAUUUCAUCAGACCAAGACGAUAUCAUGGAGGAGCCGCCCACACCUCCUGCCAACCCAGCGAAUGCUCCUGCGGCGACCACUCCCGCUCGGGCCGAACUUGGUGCCCUUUACAGCCGGUACUGUCUCCUCCUAAUCAUCACAUUCUUCAUUACACUGCAAUUCACAACGGUGAGGUCCACGGCACGAGCAUUCUAUUUCAACAGUCUCUGUUUUGUAUAUGUGUCAUUCUGGGUUCCACAAAUCUACCGCAACAUUAUGCGCAACUGCCGAAAAGCUUUGCGAUGGGACUUUGUGGCGGGGCAAAGCAUUGUACGGCUGCUGCCGGUUGGGUAUUUCUAUGGUGUUGAAGGCAAUGUGCUGUUCUCCAAGACGGAUUGGAAGGCGCUCGCGGUACUGGUAGGAUGGGUUUGGGUGCAGAUGGUGGCAUUAGCAAGCCAGGAGGUUCUAGGGUCGAGGUUUUUUGUGCGGGAAGGAUGGGCGCCUCCAGCGUACGAUUACCAUCCCAUUCUUCGCGAAGACGAGGAAGGCGAUACGAUGCCCAUCGGGUCGUCUUCCACGGCGUCUGCCCUUGAAGGAGACGAGUCGACGACGGAAGAAUCGGCACUACAAGCCGGCGAGUCCAAGAGCAAAGGCAAGAAGAUAUUCGACUGCAGCAUCUGCGCACAGGAUAUCGAAGUGCCGGUGAUACCUGUUGGGGGAGCAAUGGAGGGACAGGGGCUGGGAGGAUUAACGUUGCAGCGGCGAGUAUAUAUGGUUACGCCCUGCAGACAUAUAUUCCACACGGCAUGCCUGGAAGGUUGGAUGCGGUAUCGGCUACAGUGUCCCAAUUGCAGAGAGAUAUUGCCGCCGCUGUAG